AUGGCGGGCAACACCUCGGCGGGAGCUGGUGAAUCUUCAGCCCAAGAUCGUAGUGGCAGCCAAGAUUCUGGUGUUUCGGCGCCAAGGGGAGCGCGAACCAACCAGAGCUCGCUCAUCAAGGAGGUGCUGAAGAAUUUCACCGUCGAGAAGUUCAAUGGUGAGGGCUAUGAUGAUUGGGCCUGGAAAAUGCAGCUUUAUUUCCGUCAGAUCGGUUUGCUGAAACUAAUGAUUGGGGAGGAGCCUAGACCGAGUGACCCCGCCCUUCAGGAAGAUUGGGACGAGCGCUCCUCGGCUGGCUACUAUCUGAUGUCGCAGAGUUUGGAGCUGAACCAGCGUCACCACGUCAUGCAUCUGCUGCCGGAGGUUGAAUGCGGUCCGAAGGCGUGGACCGUGUUGAAGGAGCUGCACGCCCCGACCUCCGUUGUUGCAACGUUGAUGCUGGAGAGGGAGCUGUCCGCGUUGCGCCUGAGCGAGGGAGAGCCGGUGCAACCUGUCCUGGACAAGAUGCGCGACCUCUACGCGAAGUUGGCGACCGCGGGAAUCACCUACCCGGAGCAGACCAAGUGCCUGAAGAUGCUCUCGCUGCUGCCGGAAUCGUGGCUUCAAUUCACGAGCGGAUUGAGCCUGCCGCAGAACCAGAGCUCGUGGACGCUCGAGUGGGUGCGGACGAAGAUUCUGGAGGAGGACUUCCGUCGCCGCCAACUGAGGGGUGGGGACGACGGCAGCAGCGGCUACGGGAUGCAAGGGAACCGACGUGGCAGAGGACGUGGCUUCGGUGGUGCUGGGCACGGUGCAAAGAAGGACGACGACUCCAACGACCAACAAGGAGGUACCGGUUGGGGUUGCGGUGCGAAAUCUGGACGUGGGGGCAAGUCGGGUGCUGGUGGCAAAAUGAAAGGGAGUUGCUGGUAUUGUGAGAAGGAGGGGCACCCCUGGUUUUUGUGCUAUAAGAAACCCGAUGGAUGGACCCCCCAGAAUCGUCAACAGGAUGGCGGCGCGCGAAGGAACCAGAAAAACGGCGCGAACAUGGUCGCUGAUUCGUCCGACAACACCCCGAAGAGCAACGGUGGUGCGGAGAAGAAGAAGGAGCGCACCGCAGGCCAGUUCUUCCAUGCAGGAGACAAGGGCGAGCAAGGAGACGCAUCUGCCAAGGUUGGAGCAGAGCUGCACCCCUUGGACUAUUGGGUGUUGGACACGGGCGCUGCAUGGACGAUGACGCCGCGCAAGGAUCUGCUGGACGACGUGCGCGCUGCACCGAUCAAUGAGGUGUGCUCCGCCUCUGGACACGCGCUGAAGGUGGCUGGUGCGGGACGAGCUGCGUUCAAGGGAGCGGAUGGCAAGCCGGUGGUGCUGCACGACCACUAG
Closterium sp. Yama58-4 is the source of this 1365-nucleotide messenger RNA. Lineage: Eukaryota; Viridiplantae; Streptophyta; Zygnematophyceae; Desmidiales; Closteriaceae. The record is from the annotation of a GenBank genome assembly.